Molecule: messenger RNA, 5357 nt
Organism: Antechinus flavipes (yellow-footed antechinus)
Lineage: Eukaryota; Metazoa; Chordata; Mammalia; Dasyuromorphia; Dasyuridae
Gene: TUBGCP6
Product: tubulin gamma complex associated protein 6
Exons: 26
Coding region: 163-5226 (1687 amino acids)
Biological process (GO): spindle assembly; microtubule nucleation; mitotic cell cycle
Cellular component (GO): spindle pole; centrosome; equatorial microtubule organizing center
Molecular function (GO): microtubule minus-end binding; gamma-tubulin binding
Source: RefSeq, a predicted model, not a curated record
GCUGACGUCAUUGGCGUUUUACGGCAUCAGUCCGCGCCCUUGUUGGGAGCCGCUCCAUCCCGUCCGCGGCGGCCAUGUAGGACAUAGAACUGAUGACGGUCUUCUCUCACCCGUGAUUUGCCACAUCUGGGCGAGUGCUUCAGUCACUUGCUGCCCGAGGGAAUGGCCAGCAUCACCCAGCUGUUUAAUGAGCUGUGUGAGGCUCACCUGGGGCACGUGCGUUGGAAGGCCCACCGUGGCAGGCAUGGUGCCAGCCUGCGGAGGGCCAAGCAGGGCCUAAAAAGGGUGGUCUAUGAUGCCCUUUUUGUGGACCUCUUCCAGGAUGAGGGCCACAAGCCACCAUCAGCUGGGUCCCAGCUUCCUGUGAAGAACAAAAUCCUCAUGUUGUCCUUCAACUUGCGGGUUGGGGGCCUGGGGCCUGAUGCUGACAGGCUGGAGGAACUAGUGGAGGGCUUGGAGGCGGCCCCUGCCCUUGGCCUGCCUCUGGCUGACAUCAGGGCUGUGCUGGACCUGUUGGUCCACCUGGCGGGGAGCGGCCCGCCGCUGCUCCUCCCUCCGAAGAGAGACUAUUUCCUGAAUAACAAGCACGUGGGCAGGAACGUCAAGCAUCAGGGCUACGAUUAUUACGAUGUAAGCGUGUUUGAGGCCGACGCGCGCUUCCUGAUCGCCAGCCAAGAGCAGCAAUGCCGCGACGUGAUUCAGAAGACGCUGCAAGUGAUGGAGGCUGCGCCGGGCACCGGCCUGCCCUCCAUCGGGCUGUUCGCCCAGAACUACCCCGGCGUGGACAGGUUCGAGAGAGAGACCCAUGGCUCUCUCUUCGGGGCCCUGGUGCACAGCCGCACCUACGACAUGGACAUCAAGCUGGACCUGCCUCCCGUCCCCGACAACGCCGACUUGUCCGGCAUCGCCAUCCAAGUUCCUCAGAGCAUCGAUCAGUCGGAAGAUGAAGGGUUCCAGUCAGCAUCGAAUCUGACUCCAGAUUCCCAGUCAGAGCCCAGCAUGACCCCAGACAUCGACCUCUGGGAUGCUGCGCUUAAUUACGAGCCCAGCAAACGCAGGUGUUGGGAGAGAAUUGGCUGUCCACCUGGGAAUAAAGAAGAGCCAUACCUCACGGAGGCUGGGAGGGAGGCCUUCGACAUGUUUUACCGCCUCCGGGAAGGGGAGCUGCAGCUUCUGCACAGCAGUCUGCUCCAGCUGCCGCCCCUGUUCCUGAUGAAGGAGAAGGAACUGGUCAAAGACGUCCUGAACGUCCUCAUCGGGGUGGUGUCGGCCACCUUUUCCCUCAGUCAGGCCAGCCAGGCAUUCGAGGUGAAGCAGGGCGUCUACGUGUCGGGAACGUCUCCGCAGAACAUGAGCAGCCUCUUGUCUGAGGUCGCCGAGUAUGGCACACACUACACCCGCCUCAGCCGCUUCUCCUUGCAGCCUGUCCUGGAUUCUUCCUAUAGCAAGGGCCUCGUGUUCCAGGCUUUUACAAGUGGCCUACGGAAGUACCUGCAGUAUUACCGAGCCUGUGUUCUCUCCACGCCACCCACCUUGAGCCUGCUGACCAUCAGCUUUCUCUUCAAGAAACUGGGGCGCCAGUUAAGGUAUUUGGCCGAGCUCUGUGGCGUGGGCACUGCAGUUCCCGGGCUCAGCGAGGGUGGGGCUAAGCCCUCCUUCCCGACCGGCGUGAAGCUGCUGUCCUACCUGUACCAGGAAGCCCUGGAUAACUGCAGCAAUGAACAUUAUCCCGUCCUGCUGUCGCUGCUGAAGGCCAGCUGCGAGCCCUACACCAGGUUUAUCCACGACUGGGUGUACAGUGGCGUGUUCCGUGACGUCUAUGGCGAGUUCAUGAUCCAAGUAAAUGAGGAAUAUCUCAGCUGCCGAGAUAAGUUUUACUGGACGCACGGCUACGUGCUCAUUUCCAAGGAGGUGGAGGACUGCGUCCCUGUGUUCCUGAAGCACGUCGCCAAUGACGUCUAUGUCUGUGGCAAGACCAUCAACCUGCUGAAGCUGUGCUGUCCUCAGCAUUACAUCUGUUGGUCCGACAUCCCCGUGCCCCGGAUCUCGGUCAUCUUCUCCUUGGAGGAGCUGAAGGAGAUUGAGAAGGACUGUGCCGUGUAUGUGGGGCGCAUGGAGAGGCUGGCCCGCCACAGUGCUGUGAGCAAGGAGGAGAAGAAAUUGCGGAUGGAGAUUGCCAAGCAAGAAUUAAUUGUGCAUGCCCGGGACACGGCCUCCCGAGUGCUGAAGGCCUUGAAUGAGCGACACGUGUCUGAAAGGAUGGCCUUGGAUGCCAAGAAACGAGAGCAGUUCCAGAAAUUGAAAGAGCAGUUUCUGAAGGAUCAGGAGCGUCGCCUGGCAGCCAAGCAAGAGGAGAUUGAUGAUGACUUCAGCUACGCCCGUGAGCUGCGUGAGAGAGAGAAGAGACUGAAAGCGCUGGAGGAGGAACUGGAACGGAAGGCAAGGCAGGACCUAAUUGACCACUACAGCAAGUUGUCGGAGGAGGCCGCUCGCCGCGAGCAGCGGGCUCUCUGGAAGAUCCGGAGGCACAAGCUGGAGACGGCCCGGCUGAACUUUUUCUUGGAAGACCAGAAACGCAUCCAGGAGAUGCUUCAGAACGUCUCUGAAGGAAAGUACAGGGAAAAGCUUGACAUCCUCCCCGGUGUCCGUCCUCCCAGUCACGUGGAUGCCUCUGGAGGAGAGCCCGGGGUCCAGGCUGGGCAGUGCUCAGAGAACAUUGGCGAGGGUACGCAGGGGCCACCGCCCUCAGUGGGCACCUGGACAGCAGAACAGAUGGAGUCUGAGAAGGAGGGCCCAGAGGAGGUGGGCCCAGAGAAAGUGGGCCCGGAGGAGGUGGGCCCGGAGAAGGCGGGUCCGGAGAAGGUGGGCCUGGAGAAAGUGGGCCCGGAGGAGGUGGGCCCGGAGAAGGUGGGCCCAGAUGACCGCACUCUGGAGCCCAAGCUGCCAGGCUCCAGCCUGGACAUGGACGAUUUUCUGCCCAAGCCCCUCCCAGAGCAGCUGCCCGCUGCCUCGGGCUCCCCGGCCCUGCUGGAAGCAGCGCUGCAGACCAUCUCCUUGGACUUGCCCCCUGCAGCUCCCAGCGGGGUGGCGGAGCAGGAGGACGGCCCACAGCAGCUCUAUGACUUCAACACUAUCCUCCGCUCCGCGGCCACGGCCGAGGCCCACGCAGACAGAGCACCCCCGGCACCCGGGGACACGCGCCACCGACCCCGCUGGAACCUCCACGGUCACGCCUCAGACUCCAGCAUCCAACUGGGAGAGUCGGUCCCGGAGCCGCCGGUCCCCCCCACCACGAGGGCCAGGUGGAAUGUCCACGGCCACGUCUCCACCUCCCACAUCAAGAUGGGCGAGUACACUGCUGAUGUGGAGGCGGCCCCACCCCGAGGGAGCGUCCACGGCCACGUGUCGGACAGCAGCAUCCCCCUGGGGGCCUACGUGUCAGAGGUGGUCUCUGCUCGGCCCCGCUGGAACCUCCACGGCCACGCCUCUCAGUCCCACCUAAAGUUGGGCGACCUCACCCUGGAGGCCGAGGGCCCCCGGCCACAGGGCAGCGCCUUUGGCCACGUCUCAAAGUCCAGUCUUCAGCUGGGCCAGCGGGAGUCCCCCCCUUCUCCCAAGCCCCUGCCCAGGCAGACGGUCCCCGCUGCCGCCACCUCCACCAUGCAGUGGUUCCUGUACAACAGGGAGCUGGGCUGCCCGGUCCCAGACCAGCCUCCGCAGGGGGGCGAAGUGCCCCGGACCUCGGCCUCGGCUGCCGAAGCCGGUGACCCAGGACAGGAGCUCGUCCCACAGACGGCAGGGGAAGCUGAGGAGAGGCCGGCCAUCGAGGCAGGGGAGAGGCCGGCCGUCAAGGCAGGGGAGAGGCCGGCUGUCGAUUCAGACGUAACGAGCGACGAGAGUGAGGAUGUCUCCCCAAAUCAGCCUCCUGGACCACAGAAAGAAGCAGAAGCCCCGACCAUGGCCGCCAGCCCCGAGGAGGCGAAGGAUGGGGCCAAAGGCUGUGCCUGGGAGCAGGCCUACCUGAAAGCCUUGUCUGACCAGUACUGCCUCGAGAAGUACCAGGACAGCUACAGCCUGAUGUCGGAGCCUCCAGUGUCCCACCUGCUGCGCCACAUCAUUCCCAGACCCUUCUCCUUCCCCAUGGAUCCCCGAGGGCCCACGGCGACGGACGAGACCUCGGUUCAGCUGAGUGAGCUCCUGACCCUCCCCGUGCUCAUGAAGCACUCCAUCACGGCGCCGCUGGUUUCUCACGUGUCCCUGGUGAACAAGGCCGUGGUCGAUUACUUCUUUGUGGAGCUCAGCCUAGAAAAGCACUUCGAGGCCCUGAGGCACUUUCUACUCAUGGAGGACGGCGAGUUUGCUCAGUCUCUCAGUGACCUGCUCUUUGAGAAGCUGGGCUCUGGGCAGACCCCCGGGGAGUUCCUGAACCCUCUGGUGCUCAACUCCUUCCUCACCAAAGCCCUGCAGUACAGCCUGCACGGGGACACCAAGCUUGCUGCCAACCUUUCCUUUGCCCUUAAGUACCUGCCAGAAGUGUUCACCGCCAACGCACCCGACGCCCUGAGCUGCCUCGAGCUGAGGUACAAGGUUGACUGGCCCCUCAACAUCGUCAUCACGGAAAGCUGCCUGAAUAAAUACAACAAGAUCUUCUCCUUCCUGCUGCAGCUGAAGCACAUGAUGUGGACCCUGAAAGACGUGUGCUUCCACCUGAAGCGCACAGCGUUGGUGAACCACGCGUCUGGUUCGGUCCAGUUCCGCCAGCUCCAGCUUUUUAAACACGAGAUGCAGCAUUUUGUGAAGGUGAUCCAGGGCUACAUCGCCAACCAGAUCCUGCAUGUCACGUGGCGCGAGUUUGGGAACAAGCUGUCCUCUGUGAGCAACCUGGAGGAGAUUCACCGCACUCACGCCGAGUACCUCAACAAAGCCAUCUUCAGGGGGCUGCUGACAGAGAAGGCUGCCCCCGUCAUGAACGUCAUCCACAGCAUCUUUAGCCUCAUCCUUAAGUUCCGCACUCAGCUCAUCUCCCAGGCCUGGACCUAUGAUGGCGGCCAGCAGGUGGCCGUGCACCCCAACUUUGCCCUCAUGCAGCAGUCCUACAGCACCUUCAAGUACUACUCUCACUUUCUUUUCAAAGUGGUCACCAAGCUGGUGAACCGAGGCUACCAGCCCCAUCUUGAAGACUUUCUCCUGAGAAUUAACUUCAACAACUACUACAGAGACACAUGAGCCCCAGGCAAGAAGUGCUGUAUAAUAGAAUUCACUUUCUUCUCUGUAAAUAGCCACUUAAUAAAGGCUCCGGCACCCCUGUGGGGCUGUCCCGGGCAGCUCCCCACCCCGGCCAGGUCGGGGGGCAGUCA